AAGGGGGCUCUGCAAUUGUUUUAAUCAAAGGCGUCUUCUGAAACAGAUAAGCUAUCUUUCACAGUCAAACUGGUUUUUAGAGAACAGUAAUCUCCUCAUGUGCAGAUGUUAGUGUGCCAAGCUCGGGCAUGAGCAAGGGUGUUCUGGCUGCAAUUGUACUUGGGUCCAUCUCUUCUGCAGGUGUCAUAUGCCUGGCCAUUGCGUUUCUGUUCUACCUAAGACACCCUAGGACCCGGGGUCAAGGUUCCAGGACAAAAUCAGUUUCGAAAGUUCCCCUGAAAGUUGAAGGGAUAAAAGAAUUUUCCUUCGCUGAUCUUGAGAAGGCAACAAGUAACUUCGACAUCACCGCUCAGAUAGGACAAGGAGGUUAUGGAAAAGUUUAUAAAGGUGUCAUGGAAGAUAGCACGGUGGUGGCAAUCAAACGUGCAGAGCAGAGAUCGCUGCAGGGGCAAAAAGAGUUCUUUACCGAAAUAGAAUUCUUGUCACGGCUACACCAUCGCAACCUUGUUGCCUUAGUUGGUUACUGCGACGAACAAAGUGAACAGAUGUUGGUAUAUGAGUUCAUGCCAAAUGGUUCCCUUCACAAUGUCUUAUCAGGUCGAUAUAGAAGCCCGUUGAGUUUUGCAGUCAGAUUGAGCAUCGCCAUGGGUUCAGCCAAGGGCAUUCUCUACCUUCACACAGAAGCUGACCCUCCCAUCAUACACCGGGAUAUCAAAGCCAAUAAUAUAUUAUUAGACAGCAGACUCAACGCAAAAGUCGCGGACUUUGGAAUCUCGAGACUUGCGCCAUCACCGAAUACUGAUGGUCAUGUAACUGCUCACAUAUCCACAAACGUAAAGGGCACACCUGGCUACCUUGAUCCAGAGUACUUCUUGACACAUAAGUUAACAGAAAAAAGUGAUGUUUACAGCCUUGGGAUUGUAUUUUUGGAGCUGUUGACAGGGAUGCAGCCCAUAUCUCAUGGUAGAAACAUUGUCAGGGAGGUGCUACAAGCUUGUCAAUCUGGAUCGAUGUUUUCCAUCAUAGAUCGAAGCAUGGGCCCAUAUCCUUCUGAAUGUAUCAAGAAGUUCAUGGCAUUGGCCCUCAAGUGUUGUGAAGAUCAGACCAAGGGGCGACCAACAAUGUUGGAGGUGGUACGAGAAUUGGAGAAUAUAUCUUCCAUGCUACCGGAAACCGACACUAUUACCUCAGAAUCAGAAGCUUCCGGUUCAGGAAUUGGGGAUUCUGGCCCUCAGCCUCUUUACCCCAGGAGAAGUCCAUACACAUCUACCGAUUUGGUUGGAAGCGACCUUGUAAGUGGCGUGAUACCCACAAUCAGGCCCCGUUAAUGUACCGUAAACUUCUCCUUCUCGUUAACUAGGAUCAGUCGCAUCAUGUAAUAUAUCUUUCGGGCCCCCCAAGAGUGUUUCUCAGUGCAUGAAGAAACUUGGUGAAUCGACCUUGUACUGUGUGGUAUCCCUUUUUUUUUCGGUUCUGUGAUUAGACCUCGAGUUCGAUCAAAGAACU
This is a messenger RNA of Syzygium oleosum, 1506 nucleotides long. RefSeq names its product probable LRR receptor-like serine/threonine-protein kinase At1g06840. Lineage: Eukaryota; Viridiplantae; Streptophyta; Magnoliopsida; Myrtales; Myrtaceae. The record is from RefSeq and is a predicted model, not a curated record. The transcript has 6 exons. The coding region runs from base 129 to 1328 and encodes 399 amino acids. Gene Ontology annotation, molecular function: ATP binding; protein kinase activity. Gene Ontology annotation, biological process: protein phosphorylation. Gene Ontology annotation, cellular component: membrane.